Puntigrus tetrazona (Sumatra barb) is the source of this 3340-nucleotide messenger RNA. RefSeq names its product heterogeneous nuclear ribonucleoprotein U-like 1 (gene hnrnpul1). The record is from RefSeq and is a predicted model, not a curated record. Gene Ontology annotation, molecular function: protein binding. Lineage: Eukaryota; Metazoa; Chordata; Actinopteri; Cypriniformes; Cyprinidae. The coding region runs from base 294 to 2615 and encodes 773 amino acids. The transcript is spliced from 17 exons.
AGGCUUUUGCGUAACUUUUAGUUUUGUUUUUGUUUGUUUCUUUUGUUUGGCGCCGUAAGCACAAGCGAAGGACCGGCGUGAACCAGCUUAACCAGCGGCCCGUCUUCAAGAGGGCGACACCUCGGUGGCAGCACUCAAACACUAUGGACAACACCGUUCAGUAUGUCUCCUGCUGCCCUGUCAUGAAGCCGGCGCUGUCCUGUGUUGUUUACACCACUCAAACACUCUCCUUCAACUAACCAAGAGCUUGUGCUGUGGUUUCGGAGCGAGAGCUGCUCUCUGUGUCGUGCGUAAUGAGUGUGGAUGUGAAGAAACUGAAAGUGAACGAGCUGAGAGAAGAGUUACAGAAGCGUGGGCUGGACACCCGAGGCCUCAAAGUGGAUCUGGCGGAGCGGCUGCAGGAGGCUCUGGAGGCCGAAAAGGAACUCGCCUGCAACGAUGAGACCGGAGCAGGUGUCGCAGAGGCUGGAGAUGAUGAGCGUUCUGACCGAGGGCAGAUGGCCGCUGAGAAAGAGGGCCCUUAUAUAGACCCCAGUGUUCCUGAAGUCUCUAAAGAUGAAAAUAAACCCGAGACUGUGGAUGUCCAACCGGAAACCGUUGAGACAAUCCGCAAAGAGGCGGCACCAGUAAAGGAGAAAAAUGAGGAGGAGAUAAAGACGGAGCAACGGGAACAGCAGCCAUCUGGAGACCUGGAGAGCCAGCAGAGCGCAGAGAUCAAGGCCGAACAGGACAGACGUGCGCAUUGUGGCCACAAGAGGCGCUAUGAUGAAGGCCACGGUUACAGCUAUCACGAAAACCGCGAAGACAGGAGGUCCCAUUCACCUUUGCCACCCGAAGAGGACGAGGAAGAGUUUGACGGCACGCUAGUGGUCCUUGACUCUUAUAACUGUGACUUGCACUUCAAAGUCUCUCGGGACCGUUGCAGCGGCUGUCCUUUGACCAUCGAGGGGUUUGCUUACUUGUGGUCCGGAGCGCGAGCAACGUACGGCGUAAACAAGGGACGCGUGUGCUAUGAGCUAAAGGUUAUGGAGUAUAUGCCGGUCAAGCAUCUUCCCGGCAGUGAGCCUGACCCCCAUGUCGUGAGAGUCGGGUGGUCUCUGGAUUCCUGCAGCACGCAGCUCGGGAAUGGCUUUGUUUCAGGAGAGGAGGCGUUCUCUUAUGGGUACGGCGGAACGGGGAAAAAGUCUACCUGUUGCAAAUUUGAAGAUUACGGAGAGAAAUUUGGUGAAAGCGAUGUCAUUGGAUGUUAUAUUGACUUUAACAGUCAUGAGCAGGUGAAAAUGGCUUUCUCAAAGAACGGAAAGUGGCUUGAUGUGGCAUUUCACAUUUCUAAAGAAGAGCUGUGUGGUCGUGCACUGUACCCUCACGUCCUUGUGAAGAACUGCUCUGUUGACUUUAACUUCGGCCAGCGAGCAGAAUCUUUCUUUCCUUUGCAAGAUGGCUACGCUUUGAUUGGGGCUGUAAACAUAGAGGACAGGGUCAGAGGAACUGUUGGUCCCACCAGCAAAUCUGAUUGUGAGGUACUGAUGAUGGUUGGUCUUCCUGCUUGCGGUAAAACCACAUGGGCCACUAAGCAUGCAGAGAGGAACCCAGAGAAGAAAUAUAACAUCCUGGGCACGAACGCCAUCAUGGAGAAAAUGAAGGUGAUGGGAUUACGUCGCCAGCGAAACUAUGCUGGGCGCUGGGACACCUUGAUUCAGCAGGCCACUCAGUGCCUGAACCAAAUGAUCCAGAUCGCUGCGCACAAAAGACGGAACUACAUCUUAGAUCAGACAAAUGUAUAUGGAUCAGCCCAGAGACGAAAAAUGCGUCCUUUCAAAGGAUUUCAACGCAAGGCUAUUGUAAUCUGUCCCACGGACGAGGAUUUAAAAGAGCGAACGUUCAAGCAAACCUGUGAAGAAGGGAAGGAUGUGCCUGAUCAUGCCGUUUUCGAAAUGAAAGCCAACUUUGCGCUGCCAGAGGCUGGAGAGUUUCUGGAUGAAGUGACCUUCGUUGAGCUCCAAAGAGAAGAGGCUUGUGAGCUGGUCAAACGGUACAACGAGGAGGGCUGGAAGGCUGGGCCUCCUCCUGAGAAACGCUUCGAUAACUGGGAACGCCGGAGACGUGAAAGCAGCUUCCAGCGGUACGACGACCACAGAGGGUCGAGAGGAGGCCCUCAGAACAGAGGAGGAUCUGGAGGGAGCUACGGGGGAGGUUAUAACCAUGAUGGAUACAAUCAGAACCGCUGGGGUGGGAAUCACAGAGACGGGCGAGAUGGAUACGGCAUCGGCCAUCAGUCUGGGGGAAGCUACAACAGCAACCGCUUUAGCUCUUAUAACAAAGAGGGAUAUGACCGAAGCUAUAACCAGGGUUACAAUCAAGGCUAUAACCAGGGCAACUAUAGCCGAGGAAACUACAACCAAGGCUAUAAUUACAACCGAUACCCAGAUUAUGGGCAAUAUGACCAUGACAGUCGAGGAUCUGAACAAUCAUAUAACCAGCAGAACUACAAUCAGCAGUACCAACAGCAGUGGCAGCAGUAUUACCAGAAUCAGAACCUGUGGAACCAGUACUACGGUCAGUAUGGGAAUUACUCUGGACAGCAGGGCGGCCAGAGUUCACACGGCUCACAGUAAACAGGAAGUAUGCUCUGUUAUCGCAGACAGCCACGUUAAAGCUUCAGUACUGAAAAUACAUCCUUCCACUUUAACUACCUUUACCACACGUCUUGUUAAACCACUUGCACAUUUUUUUUCCAAGACAUAGUGAGUCGACUGUUAGGUCAAGGUUUGUCGAUUGAACUGAAUGGCUCAGUGUAAACUUCACUGGUGCAAUUAUACUAAUUAGUAUAACCAAACCAAAUGUUUGAAAUACGAGCAGCAAUAAGACGGAUUUCUGGUAUGUGUAAAGAUAUCGUUAUGUCGAGGUGCUUGUAGUUGUAGUACCACAAACAGCCUGCAGGUGUAGAAACUGUGAGACGCUCCCUCAGCACUGAUUGUUUUGCCAAAAACAAGUUUUUGUUGUGCAUAAAUUCCAUUUAAUUUGGAAUGUAGAUGCUUAUCAUAUCAACUAUUUUUAGUCUUAAUUUAACACGUUAAGACAUGUUAAGUAUGUUUUUUCUUUCAAUUGUAGAUACUUAGUGUUUAAUAUACUCGCUGCUGUCACAGCCACGCAGGAUGUUGUUGAAUGUUGAAAAAUGUUGCACUGAGAACUAAAACGUUUUAUUCGUCUUAAAGAGCGUCGAAAGGUCGAUCGUCCUGAUUAAAGUUUUUCGGAACCGUUAAGUUCAUAUCGAAUGUCAUUAUUUGUUCUGUUCUGUUCAAUCCAUUGUUGCUUUUGAGAAUUAAAUUAUUAAACACUA